AUGGAGCUGUGGAAAGAAGUGAAGAAGAAGCAAGGAUCCAGCGAAGAUUACGUGAUGAACGCACUUGCCACUCGUCUACCAGAAUUCAACCAUGACCCUGAGAAUGGAUGCACGUCUGGGCCGAACGACGGAGCCGCACUGGAUGACAACGCAAAAGCCAGGCUGAUAGUAUCCCGGCUCGACCAGAAGACACAUGCCCGUCUCGCAAACACAAUCGCUCCUAAGAAGAUUGAAGACAUGGACUUACAAACGACAAAAGCGACUUUAUUGAAGCUAUUUGGAUGCCGUAAGUCAGUUUUCACACGCCGAUACGAGUGUACAAGGAUGAAAUACCAUUCAUCGAUGCCAUUAUCGGACUUCGUCGCAGAAGUCAACCGGAACGUGGAAAACGCAGAAUUUGCUGCUAUGACUGGUGAGCAGUUCAAGUGCUUAAUUUUCGUAAGCGCUCUAGAAGAUGACGAUUGUGUUGCACUACGAACCCAUGUACUGAAGAAAAUGAAGGCCGAACCGGACACAACUCUGACGGAUCUACUGGAAGAGUGCAACGACUACUCGGAAUUGCAGUCUCACAUUGAAAUGAUCGGCAAAGCCAAGCUGAUUAGCAAUAAUCUGGUGGCAGUGCAUCAUCGCGUGUGCAAAAACUAUUUACUGUUGUCGUGUGAUAAUGCUGCUUUCUCAACCAACUUGUCCUGGAUCACACGCAGAUUCGUCUUCCAUGGUGCCAGAAAUGAAUACACAAAAACUCUCAGAAAGUGUAAGCUUGGUUGCAGAGAGCGCUCAUUGCAAUGCCAGUCUUGGUCCAGGUUGGCUACAAUGUGCAUGUAG
Molecule: messenger RNA, 825 nt
Organism: Cylicocyclus nassatus
Lineage: Eukaryota; Metazoa; Nematoda; Chromadorea; Rhabditida; Strongylidae
Source: the annotation of a GenBank genome assembly